CACAUCGUCCUUCAACAGCUUCUCUUCUACAGAAGUCAUCAAUGUAUGUGAUGAUGUAUCUUCAGCUCCUCUUCCUCAGUGGUUUGUUGUGUGCCUCUUUGCCUCCACCAGUGUUUUCCAACAGAGUUGAAACAGACGAAAUUGACUGGAAGAAGCGAUCAUCCAUUCGUGAUGUGGAAGACUUGAAAGUCAUCUACGACUUAACCAGUGUGGAAAACCUUUCCAUCAGUCCUGACUCUGAUUCCUCCCAGACUGUUGAUGACACCAUGUUUCAUGACAUCAUCAAUCAGCUGACCCUGGAUCUGUGACAUCAUUAGCUGGAAUCGGAAUCUCAGUCGAUUCUUCACUGACCAGAUAAAGACUAACUUUGUUAUUCUGGUUCAGCUGUUUGGGUGUUUAUAAUCACAUUAUUGAUUAUGCUUCAUUGAUUGGUUUUGUUUUACAUGUGAUGUUUGAGUGAUGAAAACAUUUAA
This is a messenger RNA of Morone saxatilis (striped sea-bass), 473 nucleotides long. RefSeq names its product VIP peptides-like. The record is from RefSeq and is a predicted model, not a curated record. Lineage: Eukaryota; Metazoa; Chordata; Actinopteri; Moronidae. Gene Ontology annotation, biological process: regulation of protein localization; regulation of sensory perception of pain; positive regulation of protein catabolic process. Gene Ontology annotation, molecular function: neuropeptide hormone activity; peptide hormone receptor binding. Gene Ontology annotation, cellular component: neuron projection; perikaryon; extracellular region.